AUGACGGUAUUUACUGCUGCAAAAUUUGAAAUUGGAGAGGGAAGAUUGGAAGGGAAAAUUGUUGGGGAGAAGAGGAAAAAGAUUGAUGAUUCAGUGGACAUGGUGGUUUCCAAGGAAGGUUUUGAUGAUGAGGAUAAACUUCUGAGGACUGUGUUUGUUGGGAAUUUAACAUUGAAGGUUAAAAAGAAGGCUCUGUUUAAGGAAUUUAGCCAAUUUGGAGAGGUUGAGUCUGUGAGGAUUCAGUCCAUUCCUCUAUUGGAUACCAAAAAACCGAGGAAGGGUGCAAUUAUCCAGAAGAAAAUAAAUGAUGCUGUUGAUAGUGUUCACGCUUACAUUGUCUUUGAAACAGAGCAAGCUGCCCAAGCUUCUUUGGCCCAUAAUAUGGCUGCGGUUGGAGGAAAUCACAUCCGUGUUGACAGGGCAUGCCCACCUCGCAAGAAACUAAAGGGAGACAAUGCUCCACUCUAUGAUAACAAGAGGAUGGUUUUUAAUGCAGGCUGCCUAUUUGCUUCUCAUGUUGCAAAAUGACACGUCUCUUCCAUAUAAGUGC
Molecule: messenger RNA, 550 nt
Organism: Camellia sinensis
Lineage: Eukaryota; Viridiplantae; Streptophyta; Magnoliopsida; Ericales; Theaceae
Source: RefSeq, a predicted model, not a curated record